Labeo rohita (rohu) is the source of this 1350-nucleotide messenger RNA. RefSeq lists its product as uncharacterized. The transcript has 7 exons. The coding region runs from base 391 to 1350 and encodes 319 amino acids. NCBI's taxonomy places the organism in Eukaryota, Metazoa, Chordata, Actinopteri, Cypriniformes, Cyprinidae. The record is from RefSeq and is a predicted model, not a curated record.
UUGAAAUGAGCCGGGUUUUUGCGACACACUGCAGUAGUGUGGUGCGUAUGCAAAACGGUCUUGUGGAAUGGCGUUUAACGAGAAACAAAUCCUGACGUGUUUUCUUUUUAUUUGGUUUAGCUUUAUUAAAGUUCGUGGUUUUGUGGUGUUUAAUGAGGAAAAAAGUCUUGAUUCAGCGGGCUCUUUUAAUAAGAAUGCACGGACAAGGGAGUCAUUUGAUCAAGGGCACGAGACGCCAAAAUCUGGAGCACAGGCUGGCCGCCUUCUCAUUUGGCAAGAUCAAGCUUCAAAAGCACAUGGUAGUGGUGGUGGGAGUGUCAGUUUUUCUCGGACCUCAAUUCUCACAGUCAAGCCGAUGACAACGCAUACCAAUCAGAUGAUUCAGGCUGGAUGAAGAUGCAGCCUCUUUGGGGACAGGUUUACGGUCUAAACACCAUGCACUCUCCAGCAGUAGAAAGGCUACUUGGAAUGAGACCCAAGGUGGAUUGUGUUGGAGAUUUGAUGAAAUUGACAGUUCAUGGACCAGAGGCUCCUUUUGGGUCCAACUUUCUUAUUGACAGAGGAAGCAUCCCACCACUUCCAUUGUCACAGUUGCCCUCGGAGUGUGGGCAUAGAUUUUUGAAAACAUGGAGAGACUUUGUUUUCGUUAUUCCAUAUGAUGGAUGUUACGUAAUGCAUGAGAGAGACACUUUUGUUCUUCCCUUACUCUGGUGGGGAUUGCCCGUGAAAGUGUCUUGUUCCUCACUGACGUCGGUGAAAAGUGCGCCAACUGUCUCCUGCUACACUAACGGCAUGAUUGUGAGGCUGCAUAGAGGAGUCUCUGAGAACCUGAAGAUUAAAGUAAUGAAUGAAUGGCAGCCUCUUCUGAAAGUGUCAGCUAGAUGUGGAUACAGCUUGGUGUCACAUCCAGAAGGUUUGGUCAUCCAUGCCCCAUAUAUGCCAUGCACAGAGCCAAAGGAUGGGAUGUUCACUCUGAGCUUGGCAAUGGAGAGCGAGUUUAAUCUGUCCUGCCCAGCACUGUCGCUUAGUCUUCCUAUAAGCACGCCUGCACGUGAAAAUGGUGCACUAACUUCUAUACCUCAUGCUCUGGCUUCAACAACACUUAUUCCCACCACAACUACUACUACUACUGUCUUGGAAAACCUGGACUUGCUGCUCCCUCCUCAGCAGGCUUUCCUCAAAUCCCGUACUGGGUUCAUCACUCCCAAACCCAACCAAGACCACCUGAACUGUAUGCUCCACCAAAACCAAAGCCUGAUCCACCUACACCUGCCCCUACAAGAAAGACAGGGCCACAGCUCCUCCGCUAUCCGUGGUACAAACCCUUCCCGCCGCCUCGUUCAGAAAUGA